AUGACAUGUGGAAGAUAUCAACAUCUCGCAACACCUUCGAAAGCGGCUAAAGUAAAUCGUCUUCCCUUCUUUGGUCAUAUAUUAAGGAGACCGGCAGAUCGCCUUGUCCAACGAGUUCUGAAGAGUUCGUCGGGUUCGAGCUGGAAGAAGCCACCUGGCCGAAAACGGAAGUUCUGGACUGAGGUGGUAAAAGAGGACCUGAGGACACUCGGCGUGGAUAGAGAAUUCAGGCGAGACGUAAGGUUCCACAGAACAUGGAAUAGCGACGAAUGGAUUGAUUCUGUGCAAGCUCUCGCAGAAGAUCGAGAAGGUUGGGCAGAGCUGUGUUCAAGGACGGCACACCUCGGCGAAGAUGCGGGUAAUCGCGUCAGGCGAUAA
This is a messenger RNA of Necator americanus (New World hookworm), 378 nucleotides long. RefSeq lists its product as uncharacterized. Bases 1 to 378 code for a protein of 125 amino acids. The record is from RefSeq and is a predicted model, not a curated record. NCBI's taxonomy places the organism in Eukaryota, Metazoa, Nematoda, Chromadorea, Rhabditida, Ancylostomatidae. The transcript has a single exon.